UCUUACUCUGUCGCCCAGAUUGGAGUGCAGUGGCAUGCUCCCGGCCACUGCAGCCUUGACCUGCUGGCCUCCAGCGAUCCUUCUGCCUCAGUCUUCCAAGUAGCUGAAACUACAGCUAGUGACAACUAAAUUGCUCAAGGCAGGAAGAAUUCUGAGCUAAGCAGUUGCUACUUCUGAAUCUGGAGAGAAGAGGUUACCUUGGAACCAGUAAUGAGUCAUCCUGACUACAGAAUGAAUCUCUGGCCCUUGGGGACCCCCAAAGGUGUGUCUUCUGUGGUUGGCCCACAUGGUGUUGGUGCUUCGCCAGGUGACAAAAAGUCAAAGAACAAGUCCAUGCGAGGAAAGAAAAAAAGCAUAUUUGAAACCUACAUGUCUAAGGAGGAUGUUUCAGAAGGCUUGAAGAGUGGAACACUCAUACAGGGUGUAUUGAGAAUUAAUCCAAAGAAGUUUCAUGAAGCCUUCAUCCCUUCCCCGGAUGGUGAUCGAGACAUUUUUAUUGAUGGAGUUGUUGCUCGCAAUAGAGCCUUAAAUGGGGAUCUGGUGGUUGUGAAACUGCUUCCUGAGGAGCAGUGGAAGGUGAGUUAA
Molecule: messenger RNA, 585 nt
Organism: Carlito syrichta (Philippine tarsier)
Lineage: Eukaryota; Metazoa; Chordata; Mammalia; Primates; Tarsiidae
Product: DIS3-like exonuclease 2
Exons: 5
Coding region: 211-585 (124 amino acids)
Biological process (GO): miRNA catabolic process; mRNA catabolic process
Cellular component (GO): exosome (RNase complex); P-body
Molecular function (GO): 3'-5'-RNA exonuclease activity
Source: RefSeq, a predicted model, not a curated record